This is a messenger RNA of Desarmillaria tabescens, 1452 nucleotides long. Its product is annotated as other/AgaK1 protein kinase. NCBI's taxonomy places the organism in Eukaryota, Fungi, Basidiomycota, Agaricomycetes, Agaricales, Physalacriaceae. Bases 68 to 1372 code for a protein of 434 amino acids. The transcript is spliced from 6 exons. The record is from RefSeq and is a predicted model, not a curated record.
CGGGUCUCAGGCUACUUCGCUUCGUUCGUGAACGUAUGCGAGACAUUGUACACUUCAUCCAGCUACCAUGAUGCGCAAUCUCCUCUGCAGACCAAGUCGUCCUUUUGAACCUCGUGAAUACGAGAAAAUGUACGGCAAAAAGUAUUUCGCAUUUCGAGGCCUCUCGAUGGACCAGCAAAUGGUGUUUUGGGAUUCAUGUCGGGCGUUACUUCUCUCCCGUGGUUAUCAUCUCUACAAGCCAGCCUCUGGACCCUGUCAUGAAUAUAUAUCCGUCCCUACACUCCCGAGCUUCUCUGGACCUGUCCAAUAUCCCUACGCAUAUCGUGAAGCUAAUGCGCUCAUAGACUCGCCGCGCGACCCUUUUAUGGGUGCUUGUAAUAGGUCCAUGGUAUUCUAUGCCCAGGACAGUGAAGGACGCCAUGUUGUUCUGAAGCACGUCUGCGGCAAUUCCCAAGAAUAUAGGAUCUUGCGGUUUCUUCAAUCGCAAGGCUUUCAAGCUAUGGAAGAAAAUUGUAUCAUGCCCGUUCUCGAACUCAUUGAACACAAAGAAAAUUGGCUCGUUGUUAUGCCUCGGUGGGGCUCUGCAUCCCGUAAUCCACCUUUGCAUCGCGUAGAGGAUAUCUUGCACUAUAUGUUAUGUUUGUUAAAGGCGCUGAUAUACCUUCACGCCAACUCCAUCGUUCACCGGGAUAUCACGCUACUCAACAGUCUCGUCAAUCAUAUCGAGGCUCACCCGUCAAGAGCGGCCGCUGCUAUUGGGUAUAGACAAGGCCUUCGUGAACAUGGACUCAUCAAAUACGCCAUGUUCGACUUCGACUUGUCGAUACAUAUGCCAGAAAACGUCCGUCUACUUCCCGCUAGUUACACUUGGAUCACUGUGGGUCCUUGGCCUCAUGACGCUGCGCAAGGAGAGUAUAUGUAUGAUCCUUUCGCGUACGACGUCGCACUUUUGGGAAUCGUAUUCUGUCUAGAAUUUCAGCACCUCACUAAGUACAUACCAAUGCUUGCGCCGUUAUUCGAUAGUAUGGUUACAGACGACAUCUCACGCCGCUUUACGGCCGCUCAAGCUCUUGAAUUUUUAUCCGACAACUGGAAAGAGUUCAUAUCGAGUAGUCAAUCACUUCCGUACGACCUAGAAUGGGAGGGAAUGUCCUGGGACGAAUACGAUCGUUGGGCUGGUCUUCCGGAUGAUUUUGUGCGGAAAUGGGGUUACCUGCGCGAACCUUCUCCUACCAAGAUGACUCGAUUUCUUCGGUGGUCGUGUGAUAGCUACCGAAUAUACCGUACAGUGGCAUGGCUACGCAGGAGUAUCGAUAAAAUGCGACAGAAGGACUCCCGAGAGAUGGAGUCUUACCGUGCUAUACCCCUUUGAAGUUACGUGUUUGGGGAACGCGAAUCCCAGAAGGAUGCAGCCAAUGCAGCGCUACCAUCUUGCAUGGAAGGCAAAUCAGA